Molecule: messenger RNA, 1281 nt
Organism: Miscanthus lutarioriparius
Lineage: Eukaryota; Viridiplantae; Streptophyta; Magnoliopsida; Poales; Poaceae
Source: the annotation of a GenBank genome assembly
AUGGACGCGGGGAAUGGCUGCAGCGCGCGGGCGCUGGCGGCGUGCGUGAUCGGCGGCAUCGUGCUGGGCGCCUCGGUGCUCGCGCUCCACCUCGCGGGCGGGCCCGCCGCCAUCCCUCCCCUGCCCCUGCCGCCGCCCCUGGGCGCGCUCCGCCGCCGCCUCCGCCGCCGCCCCCGCCGCCCCGUGCGCGUCUACAUGGACGGGUGCUUCGACAUGAUGCACUACGGGCACUGCAACGCGCUGCGCCAGGCGCGCGCGCUCGGGGACGAGCUCGUCGUCGGCGUCAUCAGCGACGACGAGAUCAAGGCCAACAAGGGACCCCCCGUCACGCCGCUCCACGAUAGAAUGAUAAUGGUCCGUGCUGUUAAAUGGGUAGAUGAUAUCAUUCCAGGUGCACCUUAUGCCAUAACUGAAGAGUUCAUGAACAAGCUAUUCAAUGAGUACAACAUAGACUACAUUAUCCAUGGUGAUGAUCCUUGUUUGCUACCGGAUGGUACUGAUGCGUAUGCUCUUGCCAAAAAGGCUGGUCGAUACAAGCAGAUUAAGAGAACCGAGGGAGUGUCGACAACAGACAUUGUUGGACGGAUGCUUCUUUGUGUUAGAGAGAGAUCAUCUGAUGCCCAUAAUCACUCUUCACUACAAAGGCAGUUCAGUAGCGGACAUGGUCAGAAAGUUGAUGAUACUGGAUCUGGAACUGGAACAAGAGUAUCUCACUUUCUUCCCACAUCUAGGCGAAUAGUUCAGUUCUCAAAUAGCAGGGGUCCAGGUCCAGAUUCUCGGAUAGUUUACAUAGAUGGUGCUUUUGAUCUGUUCCAUGCUGGACAUGUCGAGAUAUUACGACUUGCUCGAGAACUUGGAGAUUUCUUGCUUGUGGGGAUUCACACAGAUCAGACCAUAAGUUCAACUCGAGGACGACACCGCCCAAUCAUGAAUCUCCAUGAGCGAAGUUUGAGUGUUUUGGCUUGUCGUUAUGUUGAUGAGGUGAUCAUUGGUGCUCCAUGGGACGUUUCAAAAGACAUGAUUACCACAUUCAAUAUUUCGUUAGUUGUUCAUGGAACUAUUGCUGAAAACAUGGACUUUACAGAGGAUGAUUCAAACCCGUAUGCUGUUCCAAAGGCUAUGGGCAUUUACCGUCGGCUGGAGAGUCCCUUGGAUAUCACUACAAGUACUAUCAUCAGGAGGAUUGUUGCUAACCACGAAGCUUACCAGAAGCGGAAUGAGAAGAAGGAAGCCAGUGAGAAGAAGUACUACGAGAGUAAAAGCUUUGUCAACGGGGAGUGA